UUCAGGUAUUUAAUCUCUCAAAUUUCAAAGAAUUAUAGCGCUUUCUGCUUCAAUUCGGCUCUCAGCUGAGCUCCGGGAGUUUGUGACUGGAAUUUAUCAAGUUCCAUUUUGGAUAUGUGUUAUAGGAUGCUCAGUUUGAGGCAUUCUCUUGCAACUAUCAGUAUAGGAUUGCAGUCAGUGGAAUUUGGGGAGAAUCGUCAUCGAUGUCUGGUGGAAUGUGCUGCUAAAGGUCCUCGACCAAGGUACCCUCGCGUGUGGAAAACCAAAAAAAAGAUAGGGACCAUUUCAAAGUCCCUAAAGCUUGUUGAAUGUAUAAAGGGAUUAUCAAAUGUCAAAGAGGAAGUAUAUGGGGCUCUUGAUUCCUUCAUUGCUUGGGAACUCGAAUUUCCGUUGAUUACGGUGAAGAAAGCUUUAAAAAGUCUUGAGAAUGAGAAGGAGUGGAAGAGGAUAAUUCAGGUGACAAAAUGGAUGCUAAGCAAAGGGCAAGGAAGAACCAUGGGAAGUUAUUACACUUUGCUGAAUGCUUUAGCAGAGGAUGAAAGGCUGGAGGAGGCCGAAGAGCUAUGGCAGACACUGUUUACUCGGAACAUAGAAAGUAUGCCGCGCAUGUUCUUUGAGAGGAUGAUCUCUAUCUACUAUCAGAAAGAAAUGCAUGAGAAAAUGUUCGAGAUAUUUGCAGACAUGGAGGAGCUAGGUAUCAGGCCGAAUGUGCCAAUUGUGACGAUGGUGGGGGAGGUUUUCAAGAAACUCGACAUGCUGGACAAAUACGAGAAGCUGAACAGGAAGUAUCCUCCACCAAAGUGGGAAUACCGAUAUAUCAAAGGUAAGCGUGUCAAGAUAAGAAGCCAAUAUGCCGAUCAAAUCGAAGGCGACAGUGAGGUAAAUACCUCUAAAGUUGAAGCUAGUAGUGAUGCAGUUGAACUGCAUGAAAAUGCAGAGGUAAAUAACUUGUAUCUGCCUGAAACAAAGGUUACAGAGUGAUAAUUGUAUUUUUAUUAACAUCA
Salvia hispanica is the source of this 1004-nucleotide messenger RNA. RefSeq names its product pentatricopeptide repeat-containing protein At4g21190-like. NCBI's taxonomy places the organism in Eukaryota, Viridiplantae, Streptophyta, Magnoliopsida, Lamiales, Lamiaceae. The record is from RefSeq and is a predicted model, not a curated record. Gene Ontology annotation, molecular function: protein binding.